Molecule: messenger RNA, 2052 nt
Organism: Trachymyrmex septentrionalis
Lineage: Eukaryota; Metazoa; Arthropoda; Insecta; Hymenoptera; Formicidae
Exons: 11
Coding region: 1-2052 (683 amino acids)
Biological process (GO): detection of chemical stimulus involved in sensory perception of smell; sensory perception of smell
Cellular component (GO): plasma membrane
Molecular function (GO): olfactory receptor activity; odorant binding
Source: RefSeq, a predicted model, not a curated record
AUGACGAUGAAGAAUGUGAAGAAGGAUAAGUUUCUAUCGAUACGGUUAGUGAGGUUUCUCAUGAGGGUUACCGGUUUCUGGCCCGCCGAGUCAGAAACCGAGAAACGAUUAUUAAAUGGAGUUUUGAGUUAUACAAUAUGUAUAAGUAGUAUAGCUUUGUGGAUAGAAGCAACCGAAGUAUAUCUAGGUAAAGGCGACUUUUAUUUCAAAAUUCUACAACACCGAUUGAGAAGUAUCCUCAUGAGAGUCGAACGGACCGGUACCGUAAGGUUAUUUAACGAGAAACAGAAACAGAAAGUAUACGAAAAGCUCAGAGAAUGCAUCAUAUUGCAUCACGAAUUGAUCUGGUACAGUGAAAAAAUGGAGCAAAUUUUCAUGUACUCGACUCUUUGCCAGCUAUUGGUGUCCGGUAUCAUGCUUUGCGUUGCGGGCUUUCAGGUGUUUUUGGCUCGAGGUACUCUGAUCAGACGACUGAUAUUCAUCGCUCAUACAAACGGUUGUUUCGUCCAACUGUUCGUGGUCACACUGACGGCGACUGACUUAAUCAAUGAGAGUCGCGCUGUCGGAGAUGCGGCGUACAACGCCAAUUGGCAGGUUCUAUCCCACGAGGAGAACAGGGGAGUCAGGACAGCUGUUCUGAUGAUUAUAAUGCGAUCAGCACGUGCUUGUUCCAUAUCCGCUGGCGGUUUCUUCCCGGUGUCUCUCGAGACGUUUAUGGCGGUAUUGAGCACAGCGGCGUCCUACUUUACUUUGCUUCGCAAAUUCCCUGUCACUAGUGGCUCGGCUAUUCGGAUGCACUUAAGGCCGUGGCGGCGUAAGAAAAUCACGAGGUUCGGUAUGACACGAAAUAAGGAGUACCGAUCGGUGAAUAUUACACGGCUCUUUAUGAAAGUAGUCGGACUCUGGUAUGUCGAGACACCGAAAGAAAGAUUGCUCUUGCGUGUCGUGUUCGGCUAUACUGUUUGGGCGAUCGUUUGGGCUAUUCUCGUCGAGGGCGUUGAUCUGUAUCACUGCAUAGGUGACUUUUACGCUGUCACAUCCAACUUAUGUGCAACGUUGCUCUUGAUAAUGAUACUAGUGAAAUUAGGUAGUUUCAUGUUCUAUCGUGACAUGAUAAUGGACUUGAUUCAUUUUGCUGAGAAGAAUUUUUGGGGUGUCACUUACGACGAGACUAGCGCGCAAAUUCUAGAAGAAUACGACAAACUAGGGAUGACUAUGAUCUACACUUUUACAUUUAUGGUUUACACCGCGACUUUUAAUUACAUCUUCGCACCUUUCUUUGAGCCUCAAGAAAAGAACGAAACAGAGAAAGUUUUACCUUUCAAACUGUGGAUCGACUUUCCGUAUCAUUCACCGUAUUACGAAAUUACUUACACUAUACAGUCACUUUCGACGAUGCAUUCGGGUAUCUGUACUUUUUGCUUUGAUAAUUUUGUAAGUACGUUCAACAUUCACGCGGCCGCGCAGCUGAAAAUCUUGGCUCAUAAAGUGGAAGUCAUUGCCGAACAUUGUAUCGGAGAUACGACGGACCAGAAACGUCCGUUGAAAACGGAUGUUGCAGUUCUGAUGUUCAAAAAAUUGCGAGACUGUGUGAAGCAGCACCUCACGCUCAUAUGUUACGUGCGUAACAUGCAACGCGUGUUCGCCAUUAUAUUACUCGGACAGUUGCUGCUUUCCAGUGUAGUCAUCUGCUUCGGUGGAUUUCAGUUCCUCGCGACAGAUGUGAUUAUCAGAAAGUGUAUUUUUGCCUUUCAUUUCGUGGGCGGUCUUAUCCAGCUGCUUAUUUAUACAUGGACGUGUAAUGAUAUAAUUGUGCAAAGCACAGCUAUCUCUGAUGCCGCUUACAAUUCUAAGUGGUAUCUUUUACCCGAUAACGAUCUAGGAAGGGCAGUAAAGAGAGGGUUAAUUACGAUUAUGAUUAGAGCACGUCGGCCAUGCAUAUUAACUGCUGGGAAUUUUACAGUUAUAUCCUUGGACACUUUUAUGGGGAUAUUGAGUACAGCGAUGUCGUAUUUUACGUUAUUACGACAAAUGAGUGAAGAUGAUGUAUAA